GGUCUUGUCACCAUAGGCCUAUCACCCUGGUGUGCACCCUGGUGACUGCCCCUCGUACAAACAUGGCCACGUCUCCGAAGAUGUCCUUCCGCUCUGUGCCGAAAGAGAACAAGGCAUUGGCCACCGAAAUAUACAGCUUCGUUGAGAAAGGACAGGAUGGAAACCAACCCCUGGACGAUGGCAGCUGCUCAACCGAGCGGUCUAACAGCCAGCUAGAGGCAUUGCUGGAAAGACUCUAUGUCCACAUCUGCGACUUUGGCCGCUAUCAAGGCAGCGCAGCAACGCCGGACGAAACAAUUCUGGAAGCCUGGGAAAGCUUCCUCGGCGUCAUCGACGCGCUUGCCACGGUGGAGCCCCAUGGCUACAUGAUGGCUGCACGCAUGACCUUGUACCUCACCCAAGCUUAUAGUAAACAUGGCCAACUGCCAGGCGUGUUGCCCUAUUCGUCGAAAAGCGCCAAGCCAAUAGCACUGCGCUGCAAUUUUGCCAUCGCUCUGGACGACCUGCUAUUGUCAUGUCUUACUCAGUUAUGGAGCAGGAGCGACAAGCGAGAGUUGUUCACAUGGGUCUUCACCAGCUAUCCGGUCAAGUUCUGCGCCAGGAACCACGGUAUCACCUGUCAAGAUUUCAUCGGUGCUGGACAGUCGGUCAAAGACUUCCAUGAGCAGCGAAGGAAAGACCAUAUCAGGGCUGCCAGUAUCACGGAUCCGGCACGCCUGACUCCCGAGAAUGGCGUACGACCUCGUCGGCGCUGGACGCGUCCACGCGGCGACACGACAUGGUACCCCAGACAUCCAGAUGCUUCCUGGAUUGGCUACCAAAGUUCUGCCCAUGGCGAGCGUAUGCUGAUGUGGCAAGAUAUCGGCUCAGACGGCCCUAUCAUGGGGUCCUACCACUACAGACUUGUCGAUGAGGACACAAGGGAGCUCCAUUUUCGACAACGUGCUGCCCUUCGCCGGUCACGACAAUUCAUCAUGGAUGCUCGCAGGAUUGCACGAUACCACCUUGCCAUCGACAGCAGGCGUUUAGCGCAGAUGGUGAUGAUCAGCAACUCACUUCCUGCCGAGCUGCAGUUGAUGAUACUCGAGUACCUAGACGAUAUCCAAGAGCCCGCAUAUUAUCUAGGCAAGCUCGACCUCGCGGCCGUCUACCGCCCAUUCCCAAAGAUCAGCAAAAAAUGUACUUCUUGUUCCGGCCGUGCCCACAACAUUUCUCACAGGAUGGCAAACUCCACUUGCCCGCUCAACUCCAUCACAAUCUGGAGUCUUCCGCUGCGGGCAUUCCACACUUUUCACCAGACAAGGGAUGGGGGCUGGCAGGUCUGUCCUGACAUCGAUUGCGCUGGACAUCACGAUACAUCCUGGCAGAUGCAACAUGUUUCAAUUGAGGACCAACUGAAUAAGAUCAUCCAUCACCGCAGCGGUCAAAGCCUGGCGAACAUUGGGGAAAUCGGCCUGGGGCCUUUGGAGCCAGCGGAGCUUCCGUCGGCUGAGGAGGACCGGGCCAGGGAACAGCUGCUGUUCUCAGGCUGUCCAUUAGAUCAAGACGAUGGUGAGAGCCGGGAAGACCGAGUCGAGGCUUGCUGGGGAGGUGUCGCCGGCCUCGUUGGUGUCAUGCUACAUAAUGAGACACUACUGGGUCUUCAUGCCACGGGGAGAACCUCUACGGAACCAUCCUGGUUCCUCGGCCGGACGCAUCAGGAAGAGUACAAAGCACGAGUAGCGCUUGCGAGGGACCACGGGCGUGAUCGCUGCGCCUUUUGCUAGAUUUUGGUCGUGGCAGCCCACCCGGCAACAGGCACUCGUGGUUCUGGUAGCCUCAAGGUCUAUGGGAGGGGGAAUAAAUGAAGACGGAGAGUAGCAUUUGUGAAAAGAACAGCCAACAGCCA
Diaporthe batatas is the source of this 1888-nucleotide messenger RNA. RefSeq lists its product as uncharacterized. The coding region runs from base 63 to 1766 and encodes 567 amino acids. The transcript has a single exon. NCBI's taxonomy places the organism in Eukaryota, Fungi, Ascomycota, Sordariomycetes, Diaporthales, Diaporthaceae. The record is from RefSeq and is a predicted model, not a curated record.